Microcebus murinus (gray mouse lemur) is the source of this 2725-nucleotide messenger RNA. The record is from RefSeq and is a predicted model, not a curated record. NCBI's taxonomy places the organism in Eukaryota, Metazoa, Chordata, Mammalia, Primates, Cheirogaleidae.
CCGCCGGGACUCGGGCCCCGCCGCCGCUGCUCCGGCUGCCGGCCGCGCUCCCGCGCACGCCCUCCAGCUCUCCUUCCCUCCCCUCUUUCCUGCUGUCGCCGCGGGGGCUCUCUCGCCCGAGCGGAGAUUUCUGGGCCGCCGGGAUGCCCCAGCUCUCCGGGGGAGGCGGCGGCGGCGCGGGGGACCCGGAACUCUGCGCCACGGACGAGAUGAUCCCCUUCAAGGACGAGGGCGACCCUCAGAAGGAGAAGAUCUUCGCCGAGAUCAGUCACCCCGAAGAGGAGGGAGAUUUAGCUGACAUCAAGUCCUCCCUGGUUAACGAGUCCGAAAUCAUCCCGGCCAGCAACGGACACGAGGUGGCCAGGCCAGCACAGACGGCUCGGGAGCCCUACCACGACAAGGCCGGAGAACACCCUGAGGACGGAAAGCAUCCAGAUGGAGGCCUCUAUAGCAAGGGACCCUCCUACUCGAGUUAUUCCAGUUACAUAAUGAUGCCAAAUAUGAAUAACGACCCAUACAUGUCAAAUGGAUCUCUUUCUCCACCCAUCCCGAGAACAUCCAAUAAAGUGCCCGUGGUGCAGCCGUCCCACGCGGUCCACCCCCUCACGCCCCUCAUCACCUACAGCGACGAGCACUUUUCUCCAGGGUCGCACCCGCCGCACAUCCCGCCCGACGUCGGCUCCAAGCCAGGCAUGUCCAGACACCCGCCAGCGCCCGACAUCCCUGCCUUCUACCCCCUGUCUCCGGGUGGUGUCGGACAGAUCACCCCACCUCUCGGCUGGUUUUCCCAUCAUAUGAUUCCUGGUCCUCCUGGUCCCCACACAACUGGCAUCCCUCACCCAGCUAUCGUAACACCUCAGGUCAAGCAGGAGCACCCCCACACUGACAGUGACCUAAUGCACGUGAAGCCUCAGCAUGAGCAGAGAAAGGAGCAGGAGCCAAAAAGACCUCACAUCAAGAAGCCUCUGAAUGCUUUUAUGUUAUACAUGAAAGAGAUGAGAGCGAACGUCGUAGCUGAGUGUACUCUAAAGGAAAGUGCAGCCAUCAACCAGAUUUUAGGCAGAAGGUGGCAUGCCCUCUCACGGGAAGAACAGGCUAAAUACUAUGAAUUAGCACGGAAGGAGAGACAGCUACACAUGCAGCUCUACCCAGGCUGGUCUGCACGGGACAACUAUGGUAAGAAAAAGAAGAGGAAGAGAGAGAAACUGCAGGAGUCCACGUCAGGUACAGGUCCAAGAAUGACAGCUGCCUACAUCUGAAGCAUGCCAUGUGGCCUCAGAAGUUACUGUCCCCACACCAUCCCGGUUUGGAGAGCAGAACUGGCAGUCCUUGGAUAAGAAUUACGGAGCAGAGAGGAGCGCAGAUUCACGUUCAUAAAGAUUUCAGUAAAUCAGGACUGGUGAUGCUCCUGUUGUUUCCCUGCCCCUUUGUUGUUUUAGCAAUUCAGAAACUGUUCUGUGUGUGGCUCAUUCAGUUGUCAUUCAGCAUUUAUUGGGCACCUCAUAAAUGGCAGGUAGAGACUUACAAGACUUGGAAAUACAGCGUUGGAUGAGAAAGAAGGUCCCUGUGCUCAUGGUGCUUAUGACUCCAUUGCUGUGAGGUCGUUAAUAACAAGCCAACAGGAAAAUACGUGCUGUAAUAAAAAUGAAACGGAGUGGCCUGGGGUCUGCUUUAGGUUGUGGGGUCAGGAAAGGCUGCUCUGAGGAGGUGACUCUCAGAAAUAGCCGUUGUUAUCCCAGAAGCAUAGAGGGGCAUUCUGUUCUGGAACAGAGCAGUGGCAGAGAAAUGACACACAAGGGACAUAGAGCGCUGUGUGUUGGAAUGAGGCCACUGGUCUCUCAGGUCAGCUCUGUGCAAACUGUGCAGACCGGAGAAGGUCGCUGAAAGCCUCCAGACCCUGGUUUCUCCGUGCGAAUGACAGGACUGUGCCCAGAGGCCUCUAGGAUCCCCAUGCGCCACUCCCCGAGUCCGGCUCUCUGGCCAGCGUUGCUCUGGCGUGGUCUGCACCGCCUCCCAGCGCUAUUACAGGGGCGCAGAGCUCUUCUUCACGUACUAAUUCCUUAGGCUGUGAGUGGCUCCGUGCAACUGCAGAGCAUCUGCAUGAUCCUGAAAAUGACUUGCGCACGGUGCAGCUGUUCUCAGUUCCUGUGCAGGUCACCUGCCCGGCCCCUACCUGAGUGGCCGCCACAUGCGUGGCCGUGGCUCCUAGCAGCGCUGCCUCUGCUCUGGGGGUUUCUGGACAAACACAAGCAAAACAAAUACAAAAAGCUCACCAUUUUAAAAUUAUAUAUUAAUAGAUUGAAAGGAUAUUUUUAGAUAUUUCUUUACAUAGUAUUUCCUUCGAUUGUAUAACAUUGAAGAGUUAGUUUAAACAAGCUACUUCUGGGAGGUAGACAGCUCUUCUAGACACACACAGACACGCUCGCCCACACUGUGUUUUUGGAGUCGGCAUAAUCUUUAUCUUAUAGGCUUGCUGAACUAAAUGAAAAAUUAAUAUGUGUUUUUUACUAAAUAAAAAGUUCAGCCUUUAUUUCUUGGGGGCCAAGAGGUGUGUGGGAGAGGUCACCGCUAAGCAGAGCAUAGGACACAGAAGUUAAUUGUACCAUGCUUGGAUUUUUAGCUUAAAAAAGAAUUGUUUCUAGCGUUUUGGUUGAUGAUGGUGCAUGAGGGCCUGAUGAGGUCGUAAGCGCGGGGCUUGCGGCUCCGGGGCUUGGGGCUCCGGGGC